GAGAAUACAAGAAAAUCUCCUUUUACUCGUAAACGAAUUCGAAAACUUUGGGAGGAGCGUAAAAAAACGUUGAUUAAAGUUUGCAGCGUAAUUUAUUUACGAACGUGAUACAUUUGUAUUUCCGUACACUGUGUCCGUGAGUGUCCCUAAGUUGCGUUCCUUCAAUCGGUAGGGGAUCGCGCAGGCGCGUCAGAGCCGAGUCGCUGCGUCGAAGCCGUCAAUUCCGUCAGUGGCGCCGCGAACCAACCGCGACCAAUCGCUCACCCCCCCAUAAAAAACCGACACACCACGGAAACAAGAAAAUGACCCCCUUUUCAUGAGUGACCGGUACUGAGUGACCAGAGUUGAGCGGAAACAAAACGAAAACACCGUGAAAAACACUUCAAUGCACGGAUCAGUGCGUAGAUGGUGUGCGUGUGUUCGGUGAGGCAUGUGAGGUGGGCGGUGAGGCAGCGGCAUGCCGGGCGGCCGCCGGGGGCUGGUGGCCCCGCAGAACACCUUCCUCGAGAACAUCAUCCGCCGCUCCUCAUCGCAGCACAGCAGCUUCCUGCUGGCGAACGCGCAGAUCGUGGACUAUCCGAUCGUGUACUGCAACGAAACCUUCUGCAAGAUGAGCGGCUACAAUCGGGCCGAGGUCAUGCAAAAGUCCUGCAGAUGCACGUGGAUGUACGGCGAGCUAACGGAAAAAGAAGCUAUAGAGCGAAUCGACCGAGCUCUGGACCACCACCUGGCGGAUCAGUUUGAGAUACUACUGUACAAGAAGAACAGAACACCACUAUGGCUGCUCGUUCACGUGGCCCCGAUACGGAACGAGAGGGAGCUGGUCGUACUCUUCCUGCUCACCUUCAGAGACAUCACUGCCCUGAAGCAACCUAUCGAUGCAGACGACCCCAAAGGAGGUCUGUCGAAAUUCGCGAAGUUAGCCCGCAGCGUUACAAGGUCUAGGUCGGUGCUGGUCUCCGCGCUGCCGGCCCUCAAGGAGCCGCAGCGACAGAGUCACCUGGCGCAUGUCAGUACCAACGCACCACAUGUGAUGUCCUUAUCGGGGGACGUUUUGCCGCAAUACAGACAAGAAGCACCGAAGACGCCGCCCCAUAUCCUACUCCACUACUGCGCGUUUAAAGCCAUCUGGGACUGGAUUAUCCUCUGCUUGACCUUCUACACAGCCAUCAUGGUGCCCUACAACGUGGCCUUCAAGAACAAAACGAGCGAAGACGUGUCCCUCCUUGUGAUAGACUCCAUUGUGGACGUGGUGUUUUUCAUCGAUAUAGUGCUGAAUUUUCACACGACCUUCGUGGGUCCCGGCGGAGAAGUUGUCAGUGAUCCAAAGGUUAUAAGGAAGAAUUACUUCAAGUCGUGGUUCCUCAUAGACUUGCUCUCCUGCCUGCCGUAUGAUGUGUUCAAUGCCUUCGAUCACGACGAAGAUGGAAUCGGAAGUCUGUUUAGUGCGCUCAAAGUCGUGAGAUUACUCCGGCUGGGUCGUGUAGUUCGUAAGCUAGAUCGAUACCUUGAGUAUGGGGCGGCGAUGCUGAUCCUUCUGCUCUGCUUCUACAUGCUGGUGGCGCACUGGUUGGCCUGCGUCUGGUACAGCAUCGGCCGCUCGGACGCCGACUCCGGCCUCCAAUACUCAUGGUUAUGGAAACUGGCCAACGUGACCCAGUCCCCAUAUUCCUACGUCUGGUCCAACGAGUCUGACGGGCCCGAGCUAGUUAACGGGCCCUCGCGCAAGACCAUGUACGUGACGGCGCUGUACUUCACCAUGACCUGCAUGACCUCCGUGGGCUUCGGCAAUGUCGCCGCCGAGACCGAUAACGAGAAGAUCUUCACCAUCUGCAUGAUGAUCGUGGCAGCUCUGCUGUACGCGACUAUAUUUGGCCACGUCACGACAAUCAUCCAACAAAUGACAUCAGCAACGGCGAAGUAUCACGACAUGCUGAACAACGUUAGAGAGUUCAUGAAACUACACGAGGUGCCUAAAGCUUUAAGCGAAAGAGUCAUGGACUACGUGGUUUCCACUUGGGCCAUGACUAAGGGCAUCGACACGGAUAAGGUGCUAAAUUACUGUCCGAAAGACAUGAAGGCCGAUAUCUGCGUCCACUUGAACCGGAAAGUCUUCAACGAGCACCCGGCGUUCAGACUGGCAUCCGACGGCUGUCUGCGAGCCCUCGCGAUGCACUUCCAAAUGUCGCACUCCGCGCCCGGAGACCUGCUGUACCACACGGGAGAGUCCAUAGAUUCGUUGUGUUUCAUCGUUACCGGCAGUCUAGAAGUAAUACAGGACGAUGAAGUUGUCGCUAUAUUGGGUAAAGGAGACGUCUUCGGAGAUUCGUUCUGGAAGGACAGUGCCGUCGGUCAGUCGGCCGCGAACGUUAGGGCGCUCACGUACUGCGACCUGCACACCAUCAAGCGAGACCGUCUGCUGGAAGUCCUGGACUUUUAUCAAGCGUUCGCGAACAGUUUCGCCAGAAAUCUAACCCUCACUUAUAAUUUAAGACAUCGACUAAUAUUUCGCAAGGUAGCAGACGUCCGUCGCGAGCGAGAGCUAAUGGAGAGACGGAAGCGGGAACCUCAACUCGAACAAGCACAAGACCAUCUCGUCCGCAAGAUAUUCUCUCGCUUCCGCCGUGAGAGGAGCGUCGCGGCCGCACCCGCUCCCGCCCCCGCUCGCGCGACCCCCGCCCUCGCCACGACCGCGGCUCAACCCACUGACGCAGAGCGCGGUGAAGCCACACAAGCGACUUCCGCAUCGACGACCACAACGACGACGGCCGCUCGUGGGAAGUGGGGGCGGCUGCUGGCGGGCGGGUCGCUGGACGCGCCCUCCGGGGAACCGCCGCGGAGCGCCUUCGCCCGCAGUCUGAGCACCCGUGACCGACCCACGCCGCCCGCCAUCACGGAGACCACGACUGCCACUCCUGCGCCCAUCUCCACUCUAUCCAUUAAGGCGUCAUUCGCAAAAGGUCGUUCAGCCGGUGCAUUGGGCGGGAGCGGAGGCUCGACAAGGCAGGACACUAUAGAGGAAGAAUUAGAAGAGAAGCGUGCCCCCGCGGCGGCCCCCUCGGCGGCUCCCGCAGCGCCAUCCGCUGUGUCGCAUGACGCGGCCUUGGCGGAGCUGCGACGCGAUGUGCGCAAUGAAGUUCAAAGGCUGCAGCAGAAAUUGGGUCGCGUCGAAGAGCUGCUAACGAUGCUAGCCGCCCGUCUUGGGGCCGACCCCGCGGAGACGGCGGCGGCCGGUGCGGGGGCUGAGCCCGACCCUCCGCGCGCGCCCCCCACCGACCUAGCGGCACUCACUAGGAAACGACGCUCGAAGGCUCGCAGUAAAGGCGCAGCCCCACAAGCGCCGACGCCGACGACUCCCACGGAGACCCCGUCGAGUCCGGGGGCCACGAGCGGCGCGUCAAGCGGAGCGUCGAGCGGGGCGGCGCAGCGGCGGAGGGACUUCGUGUAGCGCGCGGCGGCGCCCGGCGCUCCUCCAGACUAGCGCUGUGCGCCCACACACACGCCUACACCAUCUUCCAGAGGCUAGUGUAACAAAUAACAGCGACACCAGCAGCCUACGAUGGGUGAUGUGAUAUUAUAUCCACUAAAACCCCUCAGCGCUAUCAGACGUUACGUCCGAGUUCAAAAAAAAAAAACUUUAACUGACGCAUUCUUCCACGGCUACACACAUACACACCUAUCUUUGUAUAGAUUGGCGGCACCGACAAUGCUUCUCAAACUGUGACACAAGCAUCGAAAUUAUUAAAGCUGAAUUGAUGUGAUUAAAACAGUGCAAAUGCACAAAGUCAAUUUUUCUAUCGUGUCCUUCGUAGCGGCACUAUGACCACAUUUCAUUUUAUGAACAACAUCAAAGCCAGUCAAUUUUAUGUGAUGUAGUUCACUAGCAACUUCAAUGUUUGAAACUGGCAUUUCGUUUCUUGAUGUAAGUUCCGAUGGUGGAGACGGUCAUUAAUAUUGAAUAUUCGUGAUUUGAGUAUUAAAAUGAACUAAUUGAAUUGUGUUGUUAACACCGCUAGUGUCACGUUGUAAAACUCAUCUAAAGGAAUCUGAUUAAGCGUCUAUCACUUGAAGAAAUUGUUUUGUAAUUGUUUACUAUAGCUCGUGAAUAAAUUGGAAUAACUAAAUCUAAUACAUUUUGAUCGAGUCACACGAUAUUAAGAGGUGGUAGUUCAAUAAAUACAUACAUAAGAAAGACCGCGUGACUUCCCAAAUCGUUCUAAACAAAUUUAGUCACGUGAUCAGCCCGAUAGUUUUGAUUCAAUUAAAACUUGAAAUAUUUCUUUUUACAAUAAGAAAACGCUUCGCACGGCCAUCUAUACUAUUAUUUAAACUAUUUGAUUAUAUUAUUAAGGCAGAUAUGAACAAAGUUUUUACAUAAAAGUUCGUGACACCUUUAAAACGAUAGAUAUCGCUCGGUUAUAACGUAUGUACAUAGUAUUAGUGUUAAUUACUCGUAGUUGCUCACAAUACGAGUAGGCACGCAGCAUAACGCUUAUCGAUACCGUGAACUGUAGGUUUGAUACUACAUAAUAAUAAUAUAUCGACUUGAAGUAUUCAACAGAUUUCAAAUUCAUUCAUUUAAAAAAAACCGAUAUCCAAUGAACAUAUUUAUAUGAUAACUUGUGUAUUACUCAGACAUAAUGAGAUAUUAUAUUACAUGUGCGUUGUAGUUUAGAAUGGUUAAGUUUCUGAUAGAAUUGUCAAGAUACAUUUUACUUUUAAAUUAAUUUGAAAGUUUAAAAUCAGUAAUAUCACACAACUAACUCUGUUCCUAAUUAUAAUGCGGUUCACGGUGACACAACUAUUUAAGCGAUGAUGAAAUGUAAAAAUGAUAUUGUUAAUGUAAGUAUUAAGCUAAAAUUUUACAUUUGGAAAGCAAUAAUCUCAUUAUAAUCACUUAUUUAACCAGCGCUUCUCAAUUUAUUCGGUUUCGCCUGUGAGCAAAAAGUUAAAUUAGUUAAAGUUAAAUUAAUCUAUUAAACUAUUAAAGUGGGAUGUAUUCUAUUAAAAUAACGUAUCAAUGAUUAUAACAAUUAUACUCUAAAGUGGAGGCUUUGUUUGUACGCACUACUUAUGGGAUUUUUAAUUCAAUAUUAUCAUAUUUGCCAAAUUAUUUCCAGGAAAAGGCUCCGUAGAUUUCUUUUUCGGAGGCAGCUCCUUAAGGUUGAGAAGCGCUGAUCUACUGCAGUGUUAACUAACGACCAAGUAUUUUUAUAUGCCUUAAUUACAAUACUGUAGUAUAUCAGGUAAUAUUGUCUUAUAAGACUUCGAAGUUCCAUUCCAACAUUGAUUCACUCAGACAACGACUUUUAUUCACAUUUGUAAUUUUUGUUUCUUUAUUUGGCGUAGGCUGCAAUCGUCUUCGUGACAAUCAUUUAUUAGAAAUAUUUAAGAUUUUAAGCAAUAAGAGGCAGACUAGACGUCACAAAGAAUUAAGUCAUCAAGAUUGUUCAACAAGAUUUGAACUUGUAUAAAAUUUAACUAUGAAUUUGUUUUUGACAUCACACUACAACCAGAUUUAUAGCACUUAUGUAAUAUUUGUCGACUACUUUAAAAGACAUGGAGUACCUGUACCGUACCUACAUAACGUGCGAUCGAUUGUAAUGCAUACGAGGAAAUUUGAAUGUUAGUUUUAUUGGGCGAAGCACAUUUAGAGAAUCAAACACAAACUUCACUUCAUUCUGCCUCUAUUGGAAUCGCCAUUAUAACUUAAAUUCUAAUUAGUGAAUAAUUAAUGAAACAACAACUACUAAUUUUGUAUGCUUCUUCAAAAGUGCGUGUCGAUUAUACCUAUAAAUUUAAGGUGAAAGUUUUUAUAUAUUAUAUUAUACAAAAUUUAGCUGUACCCUAUAUCGCAAGACGCAAUCUGUUGUUUGAUUAAUACAAAGUUUAUUACCUACGUUACGAAAUUAAGAAACGUUUUAUCGGAAUUCGUGUAUACAUAUCUGUUUAAAACGGCGCAGUUCGACAAUUGAUAAAUGGCAAUACAUAUUGUAUAAAAUAUUAAUGUAAUUAAUUAUAUUAAAAUAGGACGUGCAUAAGAUACGACCGUCCGAAGAAGCGCCUAGUUUAUGAAUGCGUUCGGAAAUGCUGAGGCAUCUAUGAGACUAUGUUUAUAAACAUAUUUGGUACCAAUAAGGACGCUUCCCUUUUAAACAAAAAUCGAAAAUAUAUUUGUGAACACAUCGUUGCAUGAACAGUUACGAAUAGUGUGCUUCAUGCGAGUGUUUUAACUUCUCGAUCGCGUAAAAGUUAACUCAAAUUUGUAUGGAGUUGGAUCAGCGCCCCUAGCGGCAAACGAAAGGUAGCUGUCCAACUCCAUACAAAUUUAAGUUAACUUUUACGCGAUCGAGUAGUUAAAAAACUCGCACUAAAAACACUGUCCCUCAAGUUAUGAAUUGGAACGUCGCGCGCUUCACAGUUUUCGAACGUAUUCACGUUUAUUGUUAACGUUUUUAAAGUUUAUUCGAGAUAUUCGAUAUUCUCGCGUAGUUACUUUGGUCGCUAUCGUGUAGUUUACGUUUCGGGUGCAAUGUGUAUCCAGCUACGGCACAGCUCCUCAUAAUUUUUAAAUGAAAAUAUAACGAAAUGAAAACCG
Messenger RNA from Bombyx mori (domestic silkworm), 6598 nucleotides. RefSeq names its product potassium voltage-gated channel protein eag (gene eag). Gene Ontology annotation, molecular function: voltage-gated potassium channel activity. The transcript is spliced from 15 exons. Gene Ontology annotation, cellular component: plasma membrane. The coding region runs from base 458 to 3448 and encodes 996 amino acids. The record is from RefSeq and is a predicted model, not a curated record. NCBI's taxonomy places the organism in Eukaryota, Metazoa, Arthropoda, Insecta, Lepidoptera, Bombycidae. Gene Ontology annotation, biological process: regulation of membrane potential; potassium ion transmembrane transport.